UGGCGGCACGUACAAUUGCGUGGUGACGUCCUUCUUUCCUCCUUUCCUCUGCUACCGGCGAGAAUGAAGACCAUUCUCAGCAGCCAGACUGUCGACCUCCCCGACAAUGUCGAGGUGAGGCUAAAGGGCCGAACAGUGACCGUCAAAGGCCCCCGUGGCAGGCUCACCAGGGAGUUCAACCACAUCAACCUGGAGCUCAGCCUGCUGGGCAAGAAACAGAAGAAGCUUCGUGUGGAUAAAUGGUGGGGAAACAGGAAGGAGCUGGCCACAGUCCGCACCAUCUGCAGCCAUGUCCAGAACAUGAUCAAGGGAGUCACUUUGGGUUUCAGAUACAAAAUGCGUUCCGUGUACGCCCAUUUCCCCAUCAACGUGGUCAUCCAGGAGAGCGGCACCCUGGUGGAGAUCAGGAACUUCCUGGGAGAGAAGUACAUUCGCCGUGUCCGAAUGAGGCCUGGCGUGCUGUGUGCAGUCUCAGCCUCACAGAAGGACGAGCUGGUCCUGGAGGGUAACGACAUUGAGCUGGUGUCCAACUCUGCUGCUCUGAUCCAGCAGGCCACAACCGUCAAAAAUAAGGAUAUCAGAAAGUUCUUGGACGGCAUUUACGUGUCUGAGAAGGGAACAGUCUUGGAACCGGAACAGUGAAAGUUACACCUGCACUCAGAGGGGCUCUGAUUCUGCAGGCCACCACAGUCAGAAAGGAGGACAUCAGGAAGUCACUGGAUGUUUCCUCUACAUCAUCUGGAUCUGGUAUCUGAGCGAAUUCUCUGUUAAGGCCAAUAAAUCUCCAUUGUUUUCCACUUA
Archocentrus centrarchus (flier cichlid) is the source of this 801-nucleotide messenger RNA. RefSeq names its product ribosomal protein L9 (gene rpl9). Gene Ontology annotation, biological process: cytoplasmic translation. NCBI's taxonomy places the organism in Eukaryota, Metazoa, Chordata, Actinopteri, Cichliformes, Cichlidae. Gene Ontology annotation, molecular function: structural constituent of ribosome; rRNA binding. The transcript has 8 exons. Gene Ontology annotation, cellular component: ribosome; cytosolic large ribosomal subunit. The record is from RefSeq and is a predicted model, not a curated record. Bases 64 to 642 code for a protein of 192 amino acids.